AUGGGAUGUCUCAUGUCAAAACCAAAGCCUCCCAAGGCGCCUGGACCAUCGGGAGGCCCAUUCAACAAUGUAAAUCAACAGUCUUUCAUGGCGCAAGAUGCUCCAAUUCAUAUCCAACCGGGUCAAACACAUCGUCAACAACCACCUCCUCAUCAAAAUCCCUACACAGAAACUAGCGCUAUCAAUAAUUACGUUGCUCUUUUCGACUAUCAAGCUCGAAUGGAAGGCGAUUUGAGUUUUAACAAAGGAGAAAGGCUUAUUAUUUUGAACAAUAAUCAAGGUGACUGGUGGGAGGCAAAGAAGCUAACUACCGGAGAGCGCGGUUAUGUCCCCUCUAAUUAUGUCGCCGAAGCUGACAGUAUAAAGGCAAAAGAGUGGUUCUUCGGGCCAAUUCGCAGAGUGGACGCCGAACGAUGUCUUGGAAACAGAGCUCCAGGCACCUUUCUUAUUCGGGAGGCUGAAACCAUGGUCAAUACCUAUAGUCUUUCUGUUGUAUCUGAAUCGCGAGCUGUCAAACAUUAUAGAAUACGAAGAUUAGAUAAUGGUGGAUUUUAUAUUUCAACGAGAGUAACGUUUGCAACGAUGGACGAUCUUGUUUUGCACUACUCUAGGACGAGUGAUGGACUCUGUUGUCGAUUGCUUCAGUCAUGCCCACAGGAAAUUGCUGAUGUUCGAGAUCUAGGGCGAGAUGUUUGGGAAGUAAAUCAUCGAGACAUUCAGCUGACCGAUAAACUCGGCAGUGGAAUGUUCGGAGAGGUCUGGAAAGGCAUCUGGAACGGAAGAGUAGACGUUGCCGUCAAGAAAAUGAAGCCUGGAUCGAUGGAUCCUGAAGCUUUCAAAGCAGAAGCGACAGUCAUGAAGACCUUGAGGCAUCCAAGAUUAGUCUCACUAUUUGCCGUAUGCUCAUCCGAGCCGUUGAUGAUCAUUACGGAAAUUAUGACCAAUGGAUCCCUGCUUACGUAUUUGAAAGAUCGAGCAGGAAAGCAUGCAACUCUGCCACAGCUCAUAGAUAUGGGAACGAUGGUUGCGCAAGGAAUGGCCUACAUAGAGCGCAUGAACUACAUCCACAGAGAUGUUCGAGCAGACAACAUGCUUGUCGGUCAAAACGGAAUCGUCAAAGUGGGCGAUUUCGGCCUCGCCCGAUUGUUGGACGAAAACAUUUACAAUCCCGAUUCUGCAAACAUCAAAUUCCCGAUCAAGUGGACCGCUCCAGAAGCGGCAUUGUACUUCAAAUUCACUAUUAAAUCCGAUGUCUGGAGUUUUGGAGUAUUGAUGACAGAGAUAAUAACGAGGGGAAGGACGCCAUAUCCAGGAAUGAACAACAGACAGGUAUUGGACUUUGUAGAACGCGGAGAAAGGAUGACAAAACCGAGCCAGUGUCCGCCCCAUCUUUGGGAAAUCAUUAUGUCGUGCUGGCAAGAACAAGCUGACCGUAGGCCGACCUUCGAAGCUCUUCAAAAUCAACUGGAGGACUUCUUCAUCGGCGCGGAAAAGCAAUAUGCUGAUACUGGCGGCUUCUAA
Messenger RNA from Oikopleura dioica, 1521 nucleotides. The record is from the annotation of a GenBank genome assembly. Lineage: Eukaryota; Metazoa; Chordata; Appendicularia; Copelata; Oikopleuridae.